Messenger RNA from Schistocerca piceifrons (Central American locust), 5914 nucleotides. RefSeq names its product coiled-coil domain-containing protein 186-like. The record is from RefSeq and is a predicted model, not a curated record. Gene Ontology annotation, cellular component: trans-Golgi network. NCBI's taxonomy places the organism in Eukaryota, Metazoa, Arthropoda, Insecta, Orthoptera, Acrididae. Gene Ontology annotation, molecular function: small GTPase binding. Gene Ontology annotation, biological process: vesicle cytoskeletal trafficking. The coding region runs from base 304 to 3027 and encodes 907 amino acids. The transcript has 13 exons.
UGUCAAAACUUAGUAUGUAGGUUAUGUUUACGUUACAGUUUAGGACAAAAAAAUGAAAGUUUCUUCUCUCACAAAAGGUAGAUGUAGUGUGUUAAUGUGGCAAACUACUGUGCCCAUCGUUGGUCGGAGAUUAUUAUAUAAUUCGUAAUGGUAGCGUAUUGACAUCACAAUAGGGCAGCAGAAAGACAAGUAAUUAGCGUUUGCCGAAGUGCUUAAUGGAUUUAAAAUAUUUCUAGUAAUGUUAUCCUACGAGUGUACAGCAUGUAAGCUGCCUACAAUAUUAGUUUUUAGCUGAAAUGAAACAUGUCUCACUGUCGUGAAGAAAAUAAUGAAUACAAUGAAAUCAUGACAUUACAUGCUAAUUCAGAAAAUUGUAAAGAACAGUCAGACAUUUCAGGUAAUUCGUCCCCAGAAAUGGUUGCAUUAAAUUGGAGUAAUAACUCUCAGCAUGAUCGAAGUGAAACGGAUAACCCGAACAGUACUUCUAACUCUUCACCAGAAUUCAUCACAUUGGCGUCGUAUGAAGACCAAAAGAAUGAAGAGCUAAAAGCUGACCUACCCGUAAAUCCAUCAGCAAACAUUAAUCCGCUGAAUUCGAAUAACAAGUGUAAUGUUAGUGAUGCCGACUCAGAAAAAUUAGAAAGGUUAAGUCCAUCACCCGAAAGCAGACACUUUUUCAGUACUAAUGUUAAUGCUGAAAAUAAUGAAAUGUUGCAGGAGAGUGACUGCGUUGCGUCUCCACACAUUGUUUACGACAGCAAUAAUGUGUGUAUUCAACAAGAAAGUGAACAGUUUUCAAAUGACGGAGUGACUGCGAAAGUUCUUGUAGGAAAAUGUUUAACUGGUGCUAAUGGAGUGAAUUGUGAUAGUUCUGAAGGAGAGAAAGAACUACCAAAACGUGUUGAUGUGGUCCAUUCUAAUGUAGUAACACAUCUAAGUGAAACUAUAACAAAUUUAAAAGCGGAAAUAUCAAGAUUAGAAAGUGAGAAUCAGCGAUUACAAGCAGACAGAUCCCAUGAGAUAUAUGUUGUUCAGUUGGAGGCACUCGAAAAGUCUAUAUUGCAGUACAAAACUGAUCUACAACGAGCAGAACAAAUAUCAAAACAACAGGCAGUGCAGGCAGAAGCCACAGCAAAACAGCAGUCUUCUGUUAUACGUGAUCUACAAGAAAAAUUAGACAAAAUGACAAAAAUGUGGGAGGCAUCUAAACGUGAAACAGAGGCAGCUGUAGUAAGAUACGCGGUUAGUGAAAAAGAGCUAAUGGAACAACGCAAAGAACGAGAGGCAGCUGACCGUCGAUUGAAGGACGCAGUCAAGGAGCGAGAAGCACUUUCAGCGAAGCUUCGUACAGCUGCUGCUGAGAAAACACGCGUUUGUCAGAUGUUAGAUGCUAAGUGCCAUGAAUUAACCAGCAUGCAGAAAGAAACUGAGAGACUUAAAGAUGAUCUGAACAAUCGAGACAUUAAAAUAAAAUGGUUACAGAAUAAACUCAGAUCAGAGACAGAGACACACAAGGAAACUCAGGCAAAGGUUGAUAAAUUGACGAGGAGUCUCGCUGAAGCAAAGGAAGAAUGCGAACAAGUUCGCAAGGAUUGUCAAGAAAUGAUAAGAGCAUAUCAACAAUCUGAAGAAAACAGAGCUGUUGUAUUAGAUCAACAAUUGAAAGAAGAACAAGCUAAGCUAAUUCUAGAACGCUAUGAAAGAGAAGAUAAGGAGGAAGUAUCAAAACAUUUACAGCAAGAACUGGAGGCUCUGAAAGCUAAGCAUGAAACAAUGAUUGCUGAAAAUAAUACACUUUCAAUAAAGGUUCAAAACCUGGAAAAGGAGAGGUUCGAACGAGAGCAGACACUUUCCCGACUGCGGCAAGCUGCUGACAGCCAGCAGCAAGAUGUGGCAGAUUUACGUGCACAGGUAGCUGAGAUGAGUGCUCUGCGGAUGCAGCUAAAUCAUGAGCAGGAGAGGCUAUCUGCAAGCCAGGAGGAAGUGGAGAGGCUACGGCAGACGAACCAAGAGCUCCAGCAGGACACCACGGCAUGCCGCGAGCGGGAGGCAGAGCUGCUCGAUUUCACUCAGCGUCUCACUGACAAGAAUGUACGUCUUCAGUCAGAGUUUUCAGCUACAGAAGCUAAGGCUCGGGAGCUGGAGUUAGAAGCAGCUCGUUUAGCGCGUCAGAAUUCGGAAUUACAGCAGCGCCUUUCAGCUUCUGCAGCAGAUCUGGAAUCUGAGAGAUCCGCAAGACAGAAUGAAGCAGAGCUACUGGCGAGAGCCUUGGCCGAGCGCACUGCGUAUACUCAAAAGCUGGAACAACAGUGCAAUGAUCUCCGAGGGGAGCAGGAGAUCGCCGCACGGAAACAUGCAGCUGCCGUUAAGGAGUUGAAUCGUGAGCUCCAGCAUUUACGGAGGAAAUACGAGCGCUGUGAAUCGCCAGGUCUCCUAGGGUCACAUUCUCGUACCAGCUCAUGCUCAUCACUCCCAGGUUCAGGAUGUGAGAUUAACGUAAAUGGCCAAGCGACAGCAAGUACAGCCAUACAGGUAACUCCACCUGCUGCAGAUGAGUCAUCUGCUGUCUCUGUGGCAGUGCGCGGUCCCAGUAAUACCCCCUCUGAACCUGACAGGCAAGCACUUGUGGAACGCAUUGUGCGCCUUCAACGUAGUGUUGCCCGAAAAACUGAAAAACUGGAGUUUCUAGAGGAGCAUACAAAGCAGUUGGUGGCAGAAUUGCAACGCAAGUCACGUCUUGUGCAGAACUAUGUUCUUCGGGAGCAGACAGGAGCACUUGCACCAGAGGCCUCUGACAACAAUAAGAUGGAGAUCGCAAAGCAUGGUGGUAUCAUGGCCUCAUUGUAUAGUUCAAAGCCAGCUGACAGUCACAUGACACUUGAGCUGUCAUUGGAAAUCAAUCGAAAACUGCAGGCAGUGUUAGAGGACACACUUCUAAAAAAUAUCACUCUGAAGGAAAACAUAGACACACUUGGAAGAGAAAUUGCACGAUUAACAUCUCAGAAGAAUGCUGUUUCUACCUCGUAGGUGACAUGAAAAGCAGAGAAGUCAACUGGUACCUAAAGUACAGUGUUGCUAUGAACACAAAAGCUUUUGGAAAAUGUACAUAAUUUUCCAAUCUAUCAUUUCUUAUCAUAUGGUAUUUCACAGAUGUGCAGUCCAGUGCAGUCAGUCUCUGGUCUAAAGUCAAUUCUAAAUGUAAUUUGCUGUUCUUGGGGGCAGUCUUUGUAAUCAAAAUUAGUUCAGAUUAAAUAUUUGUAGUGGACACUUCAAAGAUCUACACAUAAGUGUAUUGCUUGCUGAAGAAUUGUGAUGUAAAAUCCAUUUUAAGAGUCAUGUUGUUAGCAGUAUUCCUAUAUGCAUACUAAGCAAGAUUUGUUCAUUAUAUUUUAUUUAAUGGCUGCUUUUAAAAGUAUAUGUAUGUUAGCUGCAAGUGUUGAAUGUGUGAACAUGUAUCCAAAGUUGUGAUACACAAAAAAUGAUGGAAGUUAGAAUAAUUUCCCUAGAAAAGGUGCUAAGACACUGCAUUGAAUGCAGUUAAAUAUAUGUACAAGUACUCCGUUGUGAUGCUGAGUGAUUAUUAGUAAUUGGUUGUGGGGUACAGCUGCAGAUAAUGAGAUUUGUACCUCAAAUUACUGCUUUUUAUAUUGUCUUAUUGCAUUUUAUUUUAGGAGAAUUUAUUUAUUGUGUAUAUGAAAAAAUAGUCAUAGUGACACAUAUGGAACAGGUUUUACUUAUGUGACUACUUAGAUCAACACUUUACAUUCUCAGUUGUAAGUAAUUUUGUGUUCUGUGUCUGUGAUAGAAUGAUUUACUGGCAUACAUAAAAAACAUGAAUAGUCUUGUAUGUGGUACUCUCAUAUACAAUAGUCUCAUAAUUACAAUUAGUUUGUAGAUUCAGCUCUCAGUUUCAAGUGUUUAAAAUACAAGAAUGUAUUUUUGCACACCCAUUAUUUUAGUAACUUCUAAGAGAUAAGAGAUAUUUGGUUCAUGGGGAAUUAGAAAUUACUUUUGAGGUUUCACUAUUAAUGGAUCUGCAUACACUUGUUACUUACUAAUAUCCACCACAUGAUUUUGCUUUCUUCAAACUGACACUGCGUAUUUAGCAGAGCAGGAUGCAAGUACAUUUUGAAAGGGCAGCAGCUACCUACCCAUGCCCCUUGUUAGGUCAAAUGUCUUCCUGUCCUCUACCAUGAAUCUUAUUUUUUCUUGCUACCUACUUGAUUAAGCCACUGAAUCCAGAAGUAAUCAUUCCAUUAAAAUGAUUUUAUAAGGUAAAGAAAUCACUGUCAUCAUUGUUUUUACUGACCCUCAACCACCCAUCCAGCAUAAAAAGAAACACACUGCCUUUCAAGGAAGCUUCAGUUCUGAUUGCAGUACUAGUAUGUAUUAAACUUUGUUAUAAUGGAGUGCAGUCCUCUUGUAUCUUCUGAAGAUGAUCCACUACAUAAAGAUACCACAGUAAAUAAAAACUCAAAACUGAACUAGCUCCAUUUUUAAGUUCAGUUUACUACAGAAAGUCAGAUAUAUUUUGUCUGGUCAUGGCAUAUCAUUCCCUGGCAGGGAAAUCAACUUUUCUUAGACCUUUGCCUAUAAACUCCACAAAAAUAUUAUCUUGUUAUUCAUUUGUAAAAAUCAGUUGUAAAAUAAAUGCUUAGUUCUUCAUAACAGGCCUCAUGGUAGAGAUGUGAUACAGUGUUUAUUGAAGGGAAACUAGUACUGAAGAUACUUUAACUUAAUUUGUAAACAAAGUUUAUUUUUGCAUUUAAAUACAUUGCAAAAUCUUUUGCAGAAACAACCACCAAUAAAAGUUCUUCAUGCAUAACCACAAGAUAAAUAUUAUUAAUUAAAUCCAUAAUUUGAAUAUGAUUUUACCACCAAAUCAUUUAAAAAACCAUUUAGAACACAUUAGGUGUAAAUUAAACCUUUAAAAUCUUAAAUCCAUGGGCUUGAGCAUUUAUUUAAAAAGGGGGUAUUAUAAAGAAAUUUAAAUGGUGUAUUUACUGGAUGGUACAAAAUUGAGAGCAGCAGACCUGGGAUUACUUCUAGUAAAAGGAAGAAGAAAAGGUAGGCAUUACCUGUAGGAAAAGUAUCCAGGGCUCCACAUUAUGAGACAAAUAACAGACAGGGUAAAGAUAUUAAUUUAUUGAUUAUUUUAUAUAUGAAGAGUGAGGUAGGUAAUAAAUAUUGCUUUUAACAAACCUGAUUACUUUCUUUGAAUGAAUUUUGAAGUGUGUUGUAGAUUGCAUCUUCAGUGAAAAACAAAGAAGAAAACAUUGUAAUAAAAUGCAAAGAAAAGUGAUUAAUAUUCGUUUUUAUAAGAGUCUCAAAAGAAUGGGAACCACUAAGGCAAGAACAAACAAAUCUCAAAUACAGAAAUACUGAUUACACCUGUGUUGCAUAUGUUUAUUGUCAAAAGGUAACUUGCUAUUUAUUAUCUCUCAUUUAAUAUUUUGUUUCCAGUUUGUCAAAAUUACUGUUGAAAGACAGUUGUCUGUCAGUUUCAUUGAUGUUAAAUUCUGAAGAAGUAAAAUUUUUAACAGUCCAGAUCUCAUCUAAAAAUAGCCUGUUGCUGAAGUUAUAUUUCUGUUAUAUAACUGUCACAGUACUUCAAAUACAGUUUUACUUAUGAGGUCAGCAAAUGGAAUGAAAUGACCAUCAUCUAUGAUACAGUUUUUUUUAUGUUGGUUUACUCAGUUUAUUUAUUUAAUGUGUCCUUUAUACCUAUGUUAUGACCUGGUACAUUAUUCACAGCAAAAGUGUUAAAUAUCUUACAGUGAAUAAAAAUGUGGCCAUGUGAUUAUAUAUAGAUUGAUUUAUAUCUAAAAACAAAGAUUAUGUGACUUACCCAACGAAAGCGCUGGCAGGUCGAUAGACACACAAACAAACACAAACAUACACACAAAAUUCAAGC